UCAUCGACUAUCACGAUCUCGAAGAGCGUAUUUGUCAAUAUCAAGGAUCUGUAACCGCGUAACCAAAACGAACACCGACAAAAAAAAUCGAGAAAUUUCGGUAUCUGAUUCUCAUCUCAAACACCAUUCUGAUCUCAUCACAUUACACUUCUCUCCCUCCAGUCUCGCCAUUCCAUACAUCUGAAAAUGGAGGGGACUGUCUUCACUCCUGCACUGGAAGAACUCCAGCAUGUAAAGUCUGAGCAAGGAGAGAUUCUGACCAAGCCUUUCUUGGAUUCAUGCAGACACAUAUUGCCUGUUAUAGAUAAGUUUGGACCUGCUAUGACCCUUGUUAAAUCCGACAUAGGUGGUAAUAUAACGAGAUUGGAAACUUUAUAUUCAUCCAAUCCAUCAAGAUUUAAUAUCUUGUACAGUUUGGUACAAGUAGAGAUUGAAAGUAAAACCGCUAAAUCAUCAUCCAGUUGUACCAAUGGGCUUCUUUGGCUGUCAAGAGCAAUGGAUUUCUUGGUGGCUUUGUUCCAAAACUUGAUUGAGCAUAAAGAUUGGCCAAUGUCACAAGCAUGUACAGAUGCAUACAACAAGACUCUGAAGAAGUGGCAUGGCUGGCUUGCUAGUUCAAGCUUCACUGUAGUCAUGAAGCUUGCUCCAGACAGGAAGAAGUUCAUGGAGGUGAUAGGAGGCACCGGUGAUAUCAAUGCUGACAUAGAGAAAUUUUGUACAAUUUUCUCUCCUCUCCUUCUUGAGAAUCACAAGUUUCUGGCGCGAUUUGGGUUGGAUGAUAUGAAGGCAUCAUGAGUCACAUAUUCAAUCAUGCAUGGUCAGAAAUACUUAAUGAGUGGCUCUUGUAUGGAAUCAUGGUCAGAAGUUUCUCAUGAAGAGCUCUUGAAUGCUCAAUCUUAUUUUAUCCAUGUUUUCAACUUUGGCACACAAUUAACAUGAUAAAUAAGUAUUAUUCAAUGUGCCUCUAAUUUUACUCUAUACAACUUAUUUCAUUUAUGUCAUAGUAUUUGUUACUAUCAAAGUUUACGAUGAUGCUAAGGCUACUAGACGUUCAUUGACUAAUUUUCUGUAAUACCUAUAAAAUAUUGGUGAUGGAAGUUUAAUUUGGCUAGAUUUAAA
Messenger RNA from Vicia villosa (hairy vetch), 1119 nucleotides. RefSeq names its product glycolipid transfer protein 1-like. The record is from RefSeq and is a predicted model, not a curated record. Gene Ontology annotation, cellular component: cytosol; membrane; cytoplasm. The transcript has 7 exons. Gene Ontology annotation, biological process: ceramide transport; intermembrane lipid transfer. Gene Ontology annotation, molecular function: ceramide 1-phosphate transfer activity; ceramide 1-phosphate binding. Bases 187 to 795 code for a protein of 202 amino acids. Lineage: Eukaryota; Viridiplantae; Streptophyta; Magnoliopsida; Fabales; Fabaceae.